Molecule: messenger RNA, 1560 nt
Organism: Octodon degus (degu)
Lineage: Eukaryota; Metazoa; Chordata; Mammalia; Rodentia; Octodontidae
Gene: Trim54
Product: tripartite motif containing 54
Exons: 9
Coding region: 329-1423 (364 amino acids)
Molecular function (GO): zinc ion binding
Source: RefSeq, a predicted model, not a curated record
AUUAAUCUCCUCUCUGAGGAGUAAGGGACAAACAGUGCUGCCCACAGAGUGAGUUUGGAGGACAAAAAGAGAAUUUUGUAGGUGGGAGGGAUAGAGCUGCAUGUACCUGGUGAGAGUACCAAGGAAGGAACAGAGACAGAGCUGCGGAGAUAAGCAGGGAUAGGCAGUUGUUAGAGGAAGGGACAGGAACUAAAACAGCACCAUUUAGGAGGGAGCAACAGAAGGGAACCUAAGAAUCCACACAGUCUAAGGGACGAGGAAGGACCCAGAGACAGCAAGACAAGGCCAGAGCAAGGGCCACAGCCAGGUCAGGCACCAGCACUGAGGGAUGAACUUCACGGUGGGUUUCAAGCCGCUGCUAGGGGAUGCGCACAGCAUGGACAACCUGGAGAAGCAGCUUAUCUGCCCCAUCUGCUUGGAAAUGUUCUCCAAGCCGGUGGUGAUCCUGCCCUGCCAGCAUAACCUGUGUCGCAAGUGUGCUAAUGACGUCUUCCAGGCCUCAAACCCCCUAUGGCAAUCCCGGGGCUCCACUGCUGUGUCUUCAGGAGGCCGUUUCCGCUGCCCAUCAUGUAGGCAUGAGGUUGUCCUGGACCGACAUGGUGUCUAUGGUCUUCAGCGAAACCUGCUAGUGGAGAACAUUAUCGACAUUUACAAGCAGGAGUCCUCAAGGCCGCUGCACUCCAAGGCUGAGCAGCACCUCAUGUGUGAGGAGCACGAGGAAGAAAAGAUCAACAUCUACUGCCUGAGCUGCGAGGUGCCCACCUGCUCACUCUGCAAGGUCUUCGGGGCCCACAAGGACUGUGAGGUGGCACCAUUGCCCACCAUUUACAAACGCCAGAAGAGUGAGCUCAGUGAUGGCAUCGCUAUGCUGGUGGCGGGCAAUGACCGAGUACAAGCAGUGAUCACGCAGAUGGAGGAGGUGUGCCAGACCAUCGAGGACAAUAGCCGAAGGCAGAAGCAGUUGUUAAACCAGAGAUUUGAGACCCUCUGCGCGGUGCUAGAGGAGCGCAAAGGGGAGCUGCUGCAGGUGCUGGCCCGAGAGCAGGAGGAGAAGCUGCAGCGUGUCCGAGGCCUCAUCCGCCAGUACGGAGACCACCUGGAGGCCUCUUCCAAGCUGGUGGAGUCGGCUAUCCAGUCCAUGGAAGAGCCGCAGAUGGCGCUUUAUCUCCAGCAGGCCAAGGAGCUGAUCAAUAAGGUCGGGACAAUGUCGAAGGUGGAACUUGCGGGCCGGCCAGAGCCAGGCUACGAGAGCAUGGAGCAGUUCUCUGUGAGCGUGGAGCACGUGGCUGAGAUGCUGAGGACCAUCGACUUCCAGCCUGGCACUUCCAGGGAAGAAGAGGAUGAAGAGGUGGUGUUGGACGCAGAAGACGGCAGUGCAGGGCAGGAGGAAGAGCGGCCCGAUGCUUUAGAAGGCCUGCACUGAACGGCGCCCACCCUGGUUGAGAGCCAGUGCGCUCCAGGCUGGGCCAGGGUGGUAGAGGAUCUGCGUGGAGACCACCCGCUACCCAGCUUGGCGCCCCGGCCGGGAAGGCCUCAAUAAAGGACUCUGGUGUCCUAGAA